AUGGAGGCAACGCAGGACGAUAUUCGCGAGCGCAAGGAGCGCAAGAAAGUACAGAACCGGCUCAACCAGAGAGCGCGCAGAUCUCGCAUCAAGGAGGACAAGACGGACAAGAAGGCCGACCGCCCGUACGAGGUGGACCGCUGGCGGCUGCACUAUAGCAACGGCGAGGCCACGGAGAAGCAGCAGCUCGUCGUCCGCAAGGCCAGGCCGGACGCUGCUGACGAUGAUGAUGAGCCUCAAGCGCGAAGGGGCAUCGCGCCGGCGUCGACCAUCUUCGGGCCCUUCGUGGACCCCGUGGACAUGAGCGUGUGCAUCUGCUCGGCGCGCGCGGCCAUCAUCAAGACGUACUCGGCCAGCGUGUCGGCGGACCAGCUGCUCGAGCUGAUCCAGUUCAACGUCUUCCGCGCCCUCGUGGCCAACAAGUACUCCAUGUCGGGCAAGGCCCAGCACUACCGCGAGCCCGCGCGCGACGACGGGCCGCUCGUGCCGUACCUGGAGCAGACGUACCCGGGCAACGCCGUCUUCGUGCCCCUGUCGGCGGGGGAGCUGCCUGUCUCGCUGCUGCCGACGCAGCUGCAGAUCACGGUGCAGCACGCGACGUGGAUCGACCUGCUCCCGUUCCCGCGGAUGCGCGACAACCUCAUCCGGGCACAGCACCAGUUCGACCACGCCGAGCUUGUCAACGACGUGAUCGGGCAGCUCAUCGACCUCUCCCGGUUCUUCCGGCCCCAGCUCCUCGACAAGGGGUCGCGGUCAUCGUCCGGGGGGGAGGGUUCACCAGAGGAGGCGCAGGAGGACGAGGCGACGGCGCCUCCGCGGGGUGGGUUCAUCGUGUACGGCGCACCGCACCGGGUGGAGAGCUGGGAGGUGACGCCCGAGUUUGUGUGGAAAUGGGGAUGGACGCUGAUGGGGUGCCAGGAGCUGAUGCAGUCGACGAACCGGUGGAGGCGCAGUCGCGGGGAGUCAGCGCUGCCGAUGAUCAUCACUCGGCCGUGGCACAACAACAGCCUCGGACUGGCUGGGGUGAGUGCGUGA
Molecule: messenger RNA, 1035 nt
Organism: Clonostachys solani
Lineage: Eukaryota; Fungi; Ascomycota; Sordariomycetes; Hypocreales; Bionectriaceae
Source: the annotation of a GenBank genome assembly